Prunus armeniaca (apricot) is the source of this 243-nucleotide messenger RNA. NCBI's taxonomy places the organism in Eukaryota, Viridiplantae, Streptophyta, Magnoliopsida, Rosales, Rosaceae. The record is from the annotation of a GenBank genome assembly.
AUGGAUUUGAAAUCACUGCUUAUAUACCUGACCCAAGUAGGAGCUAUUCCUGCGUCAUCUGCCAGGGUCAAAUAUCUUGUUGGUGUAGAUAGCAAGAAGAUUGGUGGUAUGCGCAACAUUAGGGAUGUUCCCCUUGAGCCUCUUGCUGAUGAGUUUGGAGAUCAUGAUAUACUCUGUGAAGUAGUCCUUGCACGGUCUAGCUCACCCGUUGAGAAGCAAAGAGGUGCAGAUGCUCAUCUCUGA